Molecule: messenger RNA, 1194 nt
Organism: Saccoglossus kowalevskii
Lineage: Eukaryota; Metazoa; Hemichordata; Enteropneusta; Harrimaniidae
Product: synaptic vesicle glycoprotein 2A-like
Biological process (GO): transmembrane transport
Cellular component (GO): membrane
Molecular function (GO): transmembrane transporter activity
Source: RefSeq, a predicted model, not a curated record
AUGGCGGAACCAGGCAGCAAUGAAGAAUUGCAGCUGAUAGGAAACAUCGACUACGCGGAGAAGAACUACUGCCGGGAUGAGGCGGACAGCGAGCUACGUUCACCUGGGUCGACCACAAAGGAGGAUGCUGGAAUAGUCAUGGGGUCACCGGAAAAACAAAGCAAUCAGGUUUUCUCUGGAAAUCUGGAGCUCGCUGAAGCGUAUGAGCAAGCCAUUGCCGAGGUUGGCUUCGGGAAGUAUCAGAUAGCAUUGUAUUUUGCGAUUGGUUUUGGUUUAAUGGCAGAUGGUGCAGAAAUCUUCAUCGUUGGGUUUAUUAUACCGAGCGCGGAAAGAGACCUCUGUCUGAAUGACUCACAGAAGGGAUGGCUAGGUGGUAUAGUAUUCGUUGGAAUGUUGAUUGGCGCACUGAUAUGGGGCAUGCUAUCUGACAAACUAGGACGACGGAAAUGCCUGAUAACCGCACUUUCAAUCAACGCACUUUUUGCUAUAAUAUCGGCCUUUGUCAGAAAAUACGGCUUCUUUUUGUUCUGUCGACUCGCCUGUGGAAUAGGCAUCGGAGGAUCGAUACCUAUCACAUUUGCAUAUUACUGCGAGUUCGUUGCCAAGCCGAGUCGUGGGGCCAAUGUCACGUGGUUAUUGUUCAUGUGGACGAUGGGCGGAGUGUAUGUAUCACUACUUGGUUGGGGAAUUAUACCUCGGACAGAAAUAAGUUUCUUCAUACCACCGGAUUUUGAGGUCCAUAGCUGGAGGGUAUUUGUUCUUCUUGGAUCGCUGCCAUGUUUGGUUGCCAUAGUGAUGCUGUUUCGUAUGGAGGAAAGUCCAAGAUUCUUGCUCGAGGUAAUAACCCGAUCAACGUUCACGGUCCUCAGCGGCGUGGGGGCGUUCUUUAUCUGGUGGGUUGAUACAGAAGUUAGUGCAGUGGCUCUGUCCUGUGUUAUCCAGUUUAUGAGUCUGGCAAACUGGAGUGCUAUUGAUGUGGCGUCUACUCUACUAUAUCCGACUAGUAAGAGGGCCACUGCGUUUGGAUUACUUUCUGCAUUCUCGCGUAUCGGUGGAGUACUCGGUAACGUCUCCUUCGGCAAUUUCCUCCAUGUCAGCCGAGCCAUACCAGUUUUAUUGUCAGCCGCCGUGUUCGGUAUUGGUGGCAUUCUGUCGUUAAAGUUACCAGACACCAGGAAAUCACUACUGGUUUGA